AAGGCGCUUGGAGAGACGCGCGGCGAGGAAGAGUUCCCGCUGGGUGAGUGGAGUUUUGCCUCCCUCAGCUCUCCGAGGCUGAUCCCAAAAAGUUUUGCCAGAACUAGGGUCCCCGAAGCAAGUGACAGAUACCAGCUCGUCCUGGGGAGGAGACAAAAGCGCUCGGGUAUCCGUAAGAGCUGACGGGGAGCAAACCACCAUGCGCUUUGCCGACGCGUCUUUGGCCCGUUGCCUGCUGCUGCCGUUGCUCUUGGGAUCCUGCUGGGCCCAAUUCCACGGAGAGAAGGGCAUUUCUGUCCCCGACCAUGGCUUCUGCCAGCCUAUUUCCAUUCCGUUGUGCACUGACAUUGCAUACAACCAGACGAUCAUGCCCAAUUUGCUGGGACAUACCAGCCAAGAGGACGCUGGCUUGGAGGUCCAUCAGUUCUACCCUCUGGUGAAGGUCCAGUGCUCCCCGGAGCUCAAAUUCUUCCUCUGCUCUAUGUAUGCCCCUGUGUGCACUGUCUUGGAGCAAGCCAUUCCACCUUGCCGAUCCAUUUGUGAGAGGGCACGCCAAGGCUGCGAGGCCCUCAUGAACAAAUUUGGCUUCCAGUGGCCAGAACGACUGCGCUGUGAGAACUUCCCCCGCCAUGGGGCAGAGCAGAUCUGUGUAGGACAGAACCAUUCAGAGGAAGGUGGCUCUCCAGCAUUGAUUACAAGUGCCACUCCAAUUGCUGGACAAGGUACUGCUGGGCCACCACGUUAUGCCACUCUGGACCACCCUUUCCACUGCCCACGAGUCCUUAAAGUGCCCAGCUACCUCAACUACAAGUUUCUUGGGGAGAAAGACUGUGCGGCACCAUGUGAACCCACCAAGAAUGAUGGGCACAUGUUCUUCAAUCAAGAGGAGAUUCACUUUGCACGUAUCUGGAUUCUCAUCUGGUCUGUUCUGUGCUGUGCCUCUACUUUCUUUACUGUCACUACCUAUCUGGUGGACAUGCAGCGCUUUCGCUAUCCAGAACGACCCAUCAUCUUUCUCUCUGGCUGUUACACCAUGGUCUCUGUAGCCUAUAUUGCAGGAUUUGUAUUGGAGGAACGGGUGGUGUGCAAUGAACGUUUCCAAGAUGAUGGUUAUAGGACAGUGGUGCAGGGUACCAAAAAGGAAGGCUGCACCAUACUUUUCAUGAUGCUGUACUUCUUCAGCAUGGCCAGCUCCAUCUGGUGGGUCAUCUUGUCCCUCACUUGGUUUCUUGCAGCUGGCAUGAAGUGGGGUCAUGAAGCCAUUGAAGCCAACUCGCAAUACUUUCACUUGGCAGCCUGGGCUGUGCCUGCUGUCAAAACGAUCACCAUCCUGGCCAUGGGGCAGAUUGAUGGUGAUCUCCUCAGUGGUGUCUGUUUUGUGGGGCUUAACAACAUAGACCCACUUCGGGGCUUUGUUUUAGCUCCCCUCUUUGUCUACCUCUUCAUAGGCACCUCAUUUCUUUUGGCAGGCUUUGUGUCACUUUUCCGUAUCCGUACCAUCAUGAAACAUGGGGGCACCAAAACAGAGAAGCUGGAGCGUCUCAUGGUGCGCAUUGGGGUUUUCAGUGUCCUCUAUACGGUGCCAGCCACCAUUGUUAUUGCUUGUUACUUUUAUGAACAAGCCUUCCGUGAGCACUGGGAGCGGAGCUGGAUUAGCCAAAACUGUAAGAGUUUGGCCAUUCCAUGUCCACUUCAAUACACCCCACGCAUGACCCCUGACUUCACUGUCUACAUGAUCAAGUAUCUCAUGACGCUGAUUGUGGGCAUCACUUCAGGUUUCUGGAUCUGGUCUGGGAAAACCCUUCAUUCCUGGAGGAAGUUUUAUACCAGGCUAACUAACAGCAAACAUGGGGAAACUACAGUUUGAGAAGAGAAAUGGAGGAAGAAGAUUGCCAGCUCCAGAAUUUCAAGAAAACACCAGAUCUGCCUGCAUCUCCCUCCUUGAGCUGAUUCUGUUUGUAUGUAUGAGGAGAUGUUCUUUGGAAAACCUCCCUGCAAUUUGGGAAAUGGGGCUUCUUUACUACAUAAAGCUGAAAACUCCUCUGACAAUCGGAGAGGCAAAAAAGAAAAACAAAGGAGAAAAACCCCCCAAGUAUUUAAAACUCUCUCAUUUUAAUUAAAACAAGUUCUAAACUUCUUUGCUUUAGGUUUUUAAUUAACUAUUAAAGGGUGUCUUUUUGUAAUUAAAAUUGUAAAUAGCAUUUGUAAAUUUAAUUAUAUAUUUCUAUUUAAAAACAAGUAAGAGAACAGCAGCAAGGACGUUAUUUUUCAGAAAAAGUAUGGAGGGGUCAAAGAAAGAAAAACUAUUUUUUUCAUCCUCUUUUCUUUGAAUUCUAUUUUUUACCCUUUUUCCUUUUCUUUCUCUCUGGAGCCAGGAGUGUGUGCUGUUUAGGUUGGCCCUUAAUAGGCUAUUUUUGCCUAAGUUUUUCACCAGAGCCAGGUUUUGUAUCACUCCCAGCACCCAACCCACCUUAAACAUCUUCCAUCAACUAAACUCCCUUUUGCAAGCUACAGUUUUUGAUAGAUUUCCAGGAACACUUCUUUCCAUCUCUUUUUUUCUUUUCCAGGUUGAAAGUUUGGCAAGCAAUCUUCUGUCUGUGAAAAAUAUAUUUGGGGUGGGUUGGGGGAAGAUGGCUGAGCCUUCUCGCCUUUGCUGAAAUUUGGGCCUUGGCUGUGCAGAUUUUCUUAUGUUUAUUUCUUUUAGAGAAUUAUGACCUCCAAGAAAGUUUUUCUUGCCUUAAGCCGCAGAAUUCUCUUUGUUACAUUUGUAUGUUUCUAUUUUUUCCUAGAUGUUUUGUACAAAAGGUAGCUUUUUAAAAAUGACAUUUCCUUUAUUAAACAAACUUGUUCUUUGCAAA
Messenger RNA from Thamnophis sirtalis, 2858 nucleotides. RefSeq names its product frizzled class receptor 2 (gene FZD2). Gene Ontology annotation, cellular component: plasma membrane. Gene Ontology annotation, biological process: canonical Wnt signaling pathway; non-canonical Wnt signaling pathway. Gene Ontology annotation, molecular function: Wnt-protein binding; Wnt receptor activity. NCBI's taxonomy places the organism in Eukaryota, Metazoa, Chordata, Lepidosauria, Squamata, Natricidae. The record is from RefSeq and is a predicted model, not a curated record.